Messenger RNA from Episyrphus balteatus (marmalade hoverfly), 1361 nucleotides. RefSeq names its product tubulin-specific chaperone C (gene TBCC). Gene Ontology annotation, molecular function: tubulin binding. The record is from RefSeq and is a predicted model, not a curated record. Gene Ontology annotation, cellular component: cytoplasm. The coding region runs from base 1 to 1044 and encodes 347 amino acids. The transcript has a single exon. Gene Ontology annotation, biological process: post-chaperonin tubulin folding pathway; tubulin complex assembly. NCBI's taxonomy places the organism in Eukaryota, Metazoa, Arthropoda, Insecta, Diptera, Syrphidae.
AUGGAAGUCGACAAUAGCUUAGAUGUUAAUGCCAAGAAAGAAACCGUUUUGGAGCGCAUAAAUAAACGCAACAAAGACAGACAAAACUACAUCGAUGUGAAACUUGAGCUCCGUAAUAAAGAAAACUUAGAUCUUGAGGGAAUCGAUUAUUUCUCACAAACAUUUGGAGACCGCUCAAAGGAAAUCAGAGCAAACAUCAACAAUGUCAGCAUUUCGAAACCCGAAGGAGCUGAGCUUCUUCGAGUUCUAUCAGCUAUUACAGUAGAAAUCCAGGAACUACAGAGGUAUCUGUCGAACUCGACUAUAUUCUUGCCCGACUACAAAAUCAAAGCCAGUCAGAACGUUCUCAAUGAAAUCAGUGCUCAUGCUGAUGAGGUUCGUCAGAAGUUGAUGCCCAAGAAGAAGUUUGGUUUUAACAGCAAGAAAGUUGCCCCCAAAGUUGUCGUCAAUCCAAAAGUGAUUGCCGCUGACAAGGUUGAUCUCAGCGAGAAGAGUAGCAUCUCUUCGUCUGCGUUCACUUGGACCUUAGCCAACAAAUCGAAUGAAUAUCUAUUACUCACCCCAGAUCAAGUUGAUGGCCAAGACAUCACCAUUUCCAACCUUAGCAAUUGCUUUGUAGAGAUCCAAGGUCAUGCUGGUUCAGUGCAAAUAUCUGGCAUGGAAAACUGCACAUUCCUUUGUGGUCCCAUUGCCAGAUCACUUUUCGCCGAGAACUGUAAGAAUUCACACGUAGCAGCCGCAUGUCAACAGCUCAGACUGCAUUCCUCAUUCGGAUGUCGGCUUUUCCUGCAUGUCACAUGCCGCGCCAUCAUUGAAGACUGCACCAAAAUAGACGUUGGCUCGUACAACUACACCUAUCCCCAGAUUGAUUGUGAUUUCACAAAAGCCGCACUGGAUAAGACCAUCAACAACUACACUGACAUUGCUGAUUUUAAUUGGCUUUCCCCCGAUGUCCAUUCACCCAACUGGCAGACAAUUGAGGUAGCAGUCGAUUGGAAUGAGGCUCGCAAGAAAUUCAACGAGAAUCACAAGCAAUCGUUAUAGUUGGAGACGUCGAGGCGGCUGACAUGGAUCGCGCUAGCUCUCGGCCUGGUAUUAACAGUCUUAGUCUUGUUGUCACCUCGUAAAUUCAUCUUAGAAACAUUGUUCGUAAAUUUGUGGUAUUUAUUUGAGAGCCUUCUGUUGUAGUUUAGAAAGUAGUGCCUCACACAAAAACCUUUUUUAUUUCUGAAUUAAUUUUAAUUUAAAAUAUAAAAUAAUAACAAAAAUAUAUAGAAUGGUCAUUUUCAACUUCACAUCUAGGCAUUAUACAUAAUAUAAACUAUUGAAGACAUUUAUUUUUUUGCAAUAUAAUAAAAGCA